Messenger RNA from Mus caroli (Ryukyu mouse), 4301 nucleotides. It is a transcript of the gene Lrit1, whose product is annotated as leucine rich repeat, Ig-like and transmembrane domains 1. Gene Ontology annotation, cellular component: endoplasmic reticulum membrane. The record is from RefSeq and is a predicted model, not a curated record. NCBI's taxonomy places the organism in Eukaryota, Metazoa, Chordata, Mammalia, Rodentia, Muridae. Gene Ontology annotation, molecular function: protein binding.
GAUGAGCAAGUGGGUAGCCGUUGGACUUACUGGACAAGCAGGACAGAGCACCUCUGGGACAGGCCCCUGCCUGGGCCCAAGAGGAGCCAGAAGUCAUGUGGGUGGCUCUGGGCAUGCUCUGGCUCCUCGCACUUGGGGGACCUCACCAGGCCUGGGGCUUCUGUCCUUCUGAAUGCAGCUGCAGUCUGCGCAUCCUGAGUGACGGCAGCAAGGCCAGGACAGUGGUGUGCAACGACCCUGAGUUGACUCUGCCCCCAGCUUCGAUUCCUCCGGACACCUGCAAGCUGCGCUUAGAGAGAACCGCCAUCCGCAGGGUGCCGGGUGAGACCUUCAGGCCUCUCAGCCGCCUGGAGCAGCUGUGGCUACCUUACAACGCUCUCAGUGAGCUUAGUGCCCUCAUGCUUAGGGGCCUGAGACGCCUACGAGAGCUGCGGCUGCCUGGGAACCGCCUGAUCACUUUCCCCUGGGCUGCGCUGAGAGACACUCCGCAGCUGCAGCUGCUGGACCUGCAGGCCAAUCGCCUCUCGACCUUGCCACCCGAAGCUGCACACUUCCUGGAGAACCUCACUUUCCUGGACCUGUCCAAUAACCAGCUGAUGAGGCUUCCCGAGGAGCUACUGGACGCGUGGGCUCACCUGAAGACCGGGCCCUUCCUUUCCGGCCAUCAUGCCAGGCUAAUCUUAGGGCUUCAGGACAACCCCUGGGUGUGUGACUGUCGGCUCUAUGACCUGGUUCAUCUUCUAGAUGGCUGGGCUUCUUCAAACCUGAUCUUCAUCGAGGCUAGACUGAGAUGUGCCAGUCCACGCAGCCUGGCUGGAGUGGCCUUCAGCCAGCUGGAGCUAAGAAAGUGUCAGAGCCCAGAGCUCCGUCCAGGGGUGACCAGCAUCAUAUCCCCUUUGGGUAGCACAGUGUUGCUACGUUGUGGAGCAACUGGGAUCCCAGGACCUGAGAUGAGCUGGAGAAGGGCCAAUGGACGACCAGUCAAUGGCACAGUACACCAGGAAGUCUCCAGUGAUGGCUCAAGUUGGACUUUGCUAGAUUUGCCUGUUGUGUCUCUCUUUGACUCUGGGGACUACAUCUGCCAAGCCAAGAACUUCCUGGGAGCGUCUGAAACCCUGAUCUCCUUGAUUGUCACUGAGCCACAGACUUCUACCGGAUACAGUGGGAUUCCAGGUGUCCUGUGGGCAAGGACAGGGGAGGGGGCAGAAGCUGCUGCCUACAACAACAAGCUGGUGGCCAGGCAUGUUCCUCAUAUGCCCGAGCAUGUAGCCCUGGCUACCAAGCCCUCAGUGCCCAGCAUAAAGGAAGAGCUGGCUCUCCAGAACUUUCAGAUGGAUGUCCCAGGAGAGCUCUCCAGAGAGACACCAGAACACCAGGAGGCACAGAUGGUCAGGUCUCUCAAGGUAGUAGGAGAUACUUACCACAGUGUGUCUUUGGUGUGGAAGGCCCCUCAAGGUGGGAACACAACUGCCUUUAGUGUCCUUUAUGCAGUCUUUGGGCAGCGAGACAUGAGAAGGAUGACUGUGGAGCCUGGGAAGACUAGUGUCACUAUUGAGGGACUUGCUCCAAAGACCAAGUAUGUGGCAUGUGUCUGUGUGCGGGGCCUGGUGCCUACGAAGGAACAAUGUGUCAUCUUCUCUACUGAUGAGGUAGUGGAUGCAGAGGGCACCCAGCGACUCAUCAACAUGGUGGUGAUCAGCGUGGCCGCCAUCAUCGCGCUGCCUCCCACCCUGCUGGUUUGCUGUGGGGCUCUCCGAAGACGCUGCCACAAGUGCCGCACUGGGGGUUCUGCAGAGGCCUCUGGGGCCUAUGUUAAUUUGGAAAGACUGGGCCAUAGUGAGGAUGGUUCAGAGGUGCUGUCCAGGAGCAGCCUCAGUGAGGGAGAUAGGCUUCUCUCAGCCCGUUCCAGCCUGGACUCCCAGGUCUUGGGUGUCAGGGGUGGCAGACGCAUCAAUGAGUACUUCUGCUGAGUCUGAGUCCCCGCUCACACCUGCCAUCCCUCUUCAGUCUCAUAUACUUACUUUUACACCUGACUGUGUGCUCAGUCACCCUGAUUGUUUGGAUACUUGGCAACUUGUCCAUUUACAUCAACAAUAGUUAACACAGGGUUUUAAGCACUUACUGUGUGCCAGCAAGCAUCCAAAGGACUUCAUAGGUAUUUACUCACUUAACUUUCAUAAUAACCAUUCAGAUCAGGCAUCAUUUUUCUCUCUAUUUUCCAGGAGAAGAAACAGCUGUUGAGUAUUUAGCUUGUAUCGGUCAGAUUCUGCGUCUAACAAAUGAAAGCAAAAACUCUGGUAUGCAUCACUUAGAUAUGUAUUUUUACACUAUGUGUCUGUAGGUUGACUGGCAUGGCUCUGCUACAUGUGUUCCACUGGGGCUCAGAGGUGGAGAACAACAAUGGCUACUUGGGGCAGACGUUUCUCAGAUGCCAUAAGAGGGAAGAGCAAAACCAUGCAAUGCCUCUGAAUGUCUUCAUGUGAGACUGGCAUGUUGCUGUUGCUCAUGUCCAUAUUGUACCCGCCAAAGACAGUCUCAUGGCCAAAGACAAUGUUAACGAGGCAAACAGAGACACUAAUCCUCUGAAGACGGUGAUGGAAGACAACACAUUUUCAGAACAAAUUUACUACAUGGCCCACUUAUAGUACUGCCACUGGACAAUGGACAGCUUUGGACCAGGCAGUUGGACAAUUGGUUCUACUGAAAAGUCUUUACCAACCUCUAUACUAUUACAUCAUGUUUUCACUUAUACCAGUUCAUGCACACAUAUACACAGGUUCUCUAUACAUUAGCCAUGUUUUUGAACACAUGCACACUUCAUCUACAGGCACCCCCCUCAUUGAAUUCUAACAUUUAUCCUUUGGGGUUCUUGGAGAUAAUCUUGGAGAAAUUCUUGGAGAAUUUACUUGUAAUAAAUCCUAAGGACUGCUGCUCUUUUAUUCUCAGUAUGCCAGACUGGAGAGAGCCAAGGGGUUUCUACAACUGAGGGCACCAUCAUAGUCAGUCUUGUCUCACACCCAGCCCAUGUCCAUGGAGGAGCCUUUUCAGGGUUUUCUGAAAUUUUCUUGGUUUUGGAGAGUAUGUAGGAGCUUUUCUUGGUCACCAAGCUAGUAGCAGGAGAAUUCUUGCUGAGUUUCGCCUGUGGCAGAGACUGCUGAGAUGCUUGGGCACAGGAGUGAGUGAACGUUCCUACUGAAAACUGUUUAUUACUUGCCUACUGAGAAGAUGGGUAGCACGUCCUUUGGUAACAACUGUGGACUUCCACAGUCAGAAGUGAUCCAAGGAAAGUAUUUAACCAGUAUCACUCAAGAUAAUUGAUAUCAUGUGAAUAUUGACUGGAUGUAGAUCCCCUUAUUAUUUCCAAAAGACCUCACAACAUGCCCCUAACAGCCCAUUCUAGAGGUUGGUAUUUUUGAUUUUUGAUUUUACAGAUGAGGAAACUAAGAACCAAUUAUAUGUAUAGAAGGGAGAAAUGGAUUGUCUUUGGAAUCCAUGCCUUUGACAACUUUUUGGAUGCUAUGUCUUACUCAUUAAUGAUCUUUGAAGUAUAGUCCACAGAAGACUUACUAUGAAAACUAAAUUUUUGGUAGUCACUGAAACCUGGAAUCAGAACCACAAGAACCCAGGUGCACAUGGACAUUAGAGUCACCAAGCUUUAUAUUUUUCUGUCAGCUCCAUGAAGGUUGUAUUUGAUUAUAACUUGUGGGUCAUUACCAUUAGCAAGAAAAGCUACUUGGUUGGACAGUAAUGGCCUUGUCUGCAUCAGGGAUCAACAUGAUAUUUUUUGGCAAACAAAACUUGAUAAUGAAUAUUACAAGCUCUGUCAUUGCUAAUGGAAUGGGAAAAAAAAAACCAAUAUACUACAGGUGAGUUAAUGGGCAUGGAUGUGAUCCAAUAAAAUGUUUACACAAAUAGAUAACAAACUGGAAUCAAUAUCCAACUAGCUUUACUGCACUUUGUAAAAGGAAAACCAGGAACUUGAAAGCAAAAAAUAUAUAUAUAAGUAAUACACCCAAUAUUGACUGAGAGACAGAGGAGGAGAAAGGAGAGGAGAAAGAGAAAAAAAUAGGGAUGGGGUCAAAUUUUCCAGCAGUCUAGGAGGGCUGCCUUCAGGGUGUGGGUGAUCAUUGCCUCCAAGAUGUCCAGACUCUUAAUCUCAAUGUAUCAACUUUCCUACCUGUAUUCUGUCUUCCCUGAGUUUUCUCUUGUAGGGAACAGUCAUUCUGGCGUGUUCUUGUGGGUAUGUAUGUUACUAAAACAAACUCCUCUGACAAAUGAAUAAAUAAACGGUAUGUGAUUUA